GGGCCACCAACUCCUGCGCGCCUCCAACCUUUUUCCUGACAAAACCUGAUCUGAAGGAACCUGCAUUGUUACUCAUAUAUUUCCACAAUGAAGGUUGGAAGCCAGAUGAAGCAGAUGAACAAGUCUCUGAGGGAGAAGAGGGCCAAGCUCUACAUCAUCCGCCGCUGCGUGGUCAUGCUUCUCCGCUGGAGUGAUUGAUCCGCCAUGAUCGAUCGUCCCCCGCUUGUUCCAGUCGGCCGUCGUCGUCUCGUCACCCCCGGCCCCUCGCCGGUUUUUUGGAUCUUUUUUUGGCCCCCG
Molecule: messenger RNA, 297 nt
Organism: Zea mays
Lineage: Eukaryota; Viridiplantae; Streptophyta; Magnoliopsida; Poales; Poaceae
Exons: 1
Coding region: 88-198 (36 amino acids)
Biological process (GO): negative regulation of cell population proliferation
Source: RefSeq, a predicted model, not a curated record